CGGAGUUGGCCAUUCUCUUUAGUGUUUGCCCUGUCUACCUUUUCCUUACCACCUCUUCAACAAUAUUUUAAUUAAAAAAAUAGCAGCAGUACUCCCGCACAGGGAGACUCAAACAUAAAUCCAAAAGCGUAACAAAUGGAGUAACACAAGACCGCCAAAAUCAUUUCGAGGCAGAGCUUCACUCUAUCAGGCCUUCUUUCUCCCUGCUUGCCUCUCCCUUCACACACCCACACUACCCCGCCGUCAGAUCCACAUUUGGACUACCUGGUGGCCUUCCCCUCGCUGCUGUGCUGCUGCUACGCUCUUGCCUCGACUACAACCACGACACCUCAAAACAGCCGUCUAUCCUCCAAAGACGCCUAGCCACACCACACAGCCAGAAUGUCACAGGUUCAGUUCCAGUCUCCUAGCAACCCUCUGAGCGGCUCUAUCCCCAUGGCGAUGGCGGCACCUCCUCCGCCCCAGCCUGGCUUUAGCAUCCCGUGUGCCGCGGCCCCCACGCUCCCCUCCGAGAGUGCCAGCCACCCCCUCCGCAGCUCUGCCCUGCCCUCUGCCUCUGUCACCCCCUACAACAACUCUACAGGUGGGUCGGCAGCACUGGUCGACACCCCAUCCAAUGGCUUGGAAGAAGUUUCUAACAUGGCAAACCCUAAAGAGAAGAGCCCCAUGUGUCUGGUGAACGAGCUGGCCCGCUACAACAAGAUACAGCCAGAGUACAAGCUGUUGAGUGAGCGAGGACCAGCGCACUGCAAGAUAUUCUCGGUGCGCUUGACACUGGGAGACCAACACUGGGACGCUGAGGGGACCAGUAUAAAGAAGGCCCAGCACCUAGCCGCCUCCUGCGCCCUGAGCCAGUCCACCCUGCCCAAGCCCACCCUGCGCUCCCCGCGACACCCAGCCAAAAACUCAGAUAGCCUCACACACACUGUGGAGCUGAACGCACUGUGUAUGAAGCUUGGGAAGAAGCCCCUCUACAAGCCUAUAGACCCGUACCCGCCCAUGAGACCCAACUUCAACUACAGCAUGAGGCCACCAGCGCCCUACGCCCGCUCCAUGCAACAGUACUACUACCCGUUCCCGCCGGUGGGCCCCGUGGUGUACCACAUGGAGCUGUCCAUCGGGGGGCAGCAGUUCUUCGGGAAGGGCCGCACACGGCAGGCCGCCAAGCACGACGCCGCCGCCAAGGCCCUCAGGAGCCUGAACAAGGAGCCCCUGCUGCAGCAGCUACCAGAGACGGAUGAGGACUCUGGGGAAGAGAACCUGAAUAAGUCUGAGAUCAGCCAGGUCUUUGAGAUCGCUCUCAAGCGCAACAUGCAAGUCAACUUUGAGGUACUGAAGGAGGUGGGCCCUCCGCACAUGAAGAGCUUCGUGGUGCGGGUGACGGUGGGCGAGUUUUGCGGCGAGGGCGAGGGCAAAAGCAAGAAGAUCGCCAAGAAGCUGGCGGCCACCGCCGCGCUGGAGGAGCUGCGCCGCCUGCCACCGCUGCCCAGCGCUGAGAAAACGCCACCGCGCAUCAAGAAGAAAGCCAAGUCCAUCGUGAAGGUCAGCGAGGAUUUGCAGACGAGUCCGGAGUAUGGCCAGGGCAUGAACCCCAUCAGUCGCCUGGCUCAGAUCCAGCAGGCCAAGAAGGAGAAGGAGCCCGAGUACAUCCUGGUCACAGAGAGAGGCCUGCCCAGACGCCGGGAGUUCAUCAUGAAGGUGUCUGUGGGGGGCCAGUGUUCGGAGGGCAUGGGCCCCAGCAAGAAGGUGGCCAAGCGCAACGCUGCUGAGAAGAUGCUGGAGCUCCUGGGCUUCAAAGUGCCUCAACCACAGCCCCCCAAGCCUGCCCUGAAGACUGACGAGAAGCCCCCAUUGAAGAAGCCUGGAGACGGCCGCAAAGUGACCUUCUUUGAGCCCAGCUCUGCUGAUGAGGGAGUACUGGCAGUCCAGAAGGAGGAGGACUACCGGAUCCCCUUCCUCAACCACUCCCAGCUGCCGGCGGGCAUCCUGCCCAUGGUGCCCGAGGUGGCGCAGGCGGUGGGUGCCAACCAGGGGCCGCACUCGCAGGACUACGGACGCCAGGUGGCGCCCCCCAACCCGGCCAAGACCACGCUGACGGCGCUCAUCGCCAACGAGCUGCUGUACGGCGGCACGUCGCUCACGGCCGAGAGCGUGCUGAAGGGCAGCAACAGCCUGGGUCUCAUCCCUCACGGCCCUCUCACGAGGCCCUCGGAACAGCUGGCCUACCUGGCAUCUGUACAGGGCCUGCAGGUGGAAUAUAAGGACUUCCCCAAGAACAACAAGAAUGAGUAUGUGUCCCUCAUCAACUGCUCCUCCCAGCCCCCGCUCAUCAGCCAUGGCAUCGGCAAGGACGUGGAGUCCUGUCACGACAUGGCUGCUCUGAACGUCCUGAAGCUUCUGUCAGAACUGGACCAGCAGCCCCACGAGCGGACAGGAAACGGGCCCAUGUCGGGCAGGUGUGCCAAACAGGAUAUGGAAGCGGACACACUGCUGAAGGCCAACAGCUCCAGCCCCAUGGUUCAGGCCCUGGACGGCACCGUCUAGACAGACCAGACUGAGAAGACUAACAAGAUAUGUCCACCCACCCACCCAGACAGCCACAUGGUUCACUGACGGCUCUUCUUCUCCCCUCUCCUCCCCUCUCCUCUCCUCGAGCACUGGACAAAACCCGCUCACCCACAGCAGGUCAUCCCAAUGGCCCAGCAAGGUCUAAUACAUUAUCUGGAGUUUCUGUAUUGUUGCUGUUGUUUGUAAAAAACGAGAACUUCAAGAGGUUGUUGUCUGUUUGAAUUGUUAUAUUUAUUUUGAACGGGAAAUGAUACAUGAUAUGCAACACAGAGGCAAAAGAAAGAAAAAAAGUUUUGCCCAGGUUUCGUCAUGUUGACAGAGGCGAUGCACAAUUUUCAGUUGAAGUGCACUCAAAACGUUAGAAUGUGGAUGAAGUUACAAGCAUAGAGAUUAUGACGCUUGCAUUUUUUGUUCAUCGUUUUUUUUUUUUUUUUCUUUAUACGUUUUUUGUGUACCAGUCUUGUGAAGACAAUUUUGAGCUGCCAAGACACUUCAGUAAUUCUGGGGACACAUCACCGAUUGAUAUGAUGAAGCUUGUUUGAAUAUGUCUGUAAACUUUUUAGGUUUUGUCCAGUGCUCGAGGCUGCCAGAAUAAAGUUCACGAUGUUAAUAAUGCUCAUUGCCAUGUACUGUAGGUCUGAAAAGGGUCUUCAUUUCUCAACAACUGUUCCCUGCUUCGCCCUCCCUUCCCCAUUCCUCUCUCUCUCUCUCUCUCUCUCUCUCUCUCUCUCUCUCUCUCUCUCUCUCUCUCUCUCUCUCUCUCUCUCUCUCUCUCUCUCUCUCUCUCUCUCUCUCUCUCUCACUUAAUUUCUGUCUUUCUUCCUUGUUCUUUUGUUCACUAUUGAUCUCCUACUUUCUCUCCUGUUCUUUCUGUGUCCCUUUUAUUCUUUUAUCCUCCUUUAGCCAGUUCUGAUCCAGUUUUUUUUCUUUCUCUUUUCUCUCUCACACUCUCACUCUUUCUCUCUCUCACUCUCAUUCUCUCUCCUUCUCCUCCUCACAUCUGCCCUACAUUGAUGUGGGAAUGGAAUGGGAUGGGAUAUUGUGAAUUACAGUGUAGCGUAUGUUUCUGUACGUACGUACGUGUCUGUGUGUGGUGUGUUUGUAUGUGCGCCUGUGGUGACGUCUUGUGAUGUCGUCCACUUUCUUUAUGUUAACGCGUGAAGGUGUAUGUGUGUGGAAGUGUUUGUAAGUAUGUGUGUGUGGAAGUGUGCGUGUGUGUGUGUGUGUGUGUGUGUGUGUUGUGGUCAUCAGUCACGUGACCUGCCUCCCAUCUCCUCAGUGUAACAGACGAGAGCUUCUUGUGAUGCCUCACUCCUUAUUAAAACGGUGUCAUGGUGGCACGCAAUCAAA
Engraulis encrasicolus (European anchovy) is the source of this 3918-nucleotide messenger RNA. It is a transcript of the gene stau1, whose product is annotated as staufen double-stranded RNA binding protein 1. Gene Ontology annotation, cellular component: neuron projection; plasma membrane; cytoplasmic stress granule. Gene Ontology annotation, molecular function: mRNA binding; double-stranded RNA binding. NCBI's taxonomy places the organism in Eukaryota, Metazoa, Chordata, Actinopteri, Clupeiformes, Engraulidae. The transcript has 15 exons. Gene Ontology annotation, biological process: protein localization to synapse; germ cell development; anterograde dendritic transport of messenger ribonucleoprotein complex. The record is from RefSeq and is a predicted model, not a curated record. The coding region runs from base 382 to 2544 and encodes 720 amino acids.